Emiliania huxleyi CCMP1516 is the source of this 2046-nucleotide messenger RNA. RefSeq lists its product as hypothetical. Lineage: Eukaryota; Haptophyta; Isochrysidales; Noelaerhabdaceae. Gene Ontology annotation, biological process: proteolysis. The annotation marks the transcript as partial. Gene Ontology annotation, cellular component: cytosol. The record is from RefSeq and is a predicted model, not a curated record. Gene Ontology annotation, molecular function: serine-type endopeptidase activity; tripeptidyl-peptidase activity. The transcript is spliced from 7 exons.
AUGACGGUCACGACGACGAGAGCCGCGGCCCACGAACCGGCCGAGCAGCCCAAGGACGAGAUUGGCGCCUCCGAGUUCAUCCGCAAGUACCCGAGCUACGACGGCCGCGGCAUCAUCGUCGGUGUGUUCGACACCGGCGUCGACCCGGGUGCACCAGGCCUUCAGACGACGAGCGACGGCAAGCCCAAGAUGAUUGACCUCGUCGACUGCACCGGCUCCGGAGAUGUGGACACGAGCAAGGAGACCGAGCUCGAGGCCGACGGCACGUUGAAGGGCCUGAGCGGCCGCUCGCUCACCGUGCCUGCAGAGUGGCCAGAUCGGGCUGCGGGCACCAAGUACCGUCUCGGCCUCAAGCGCGCGUUCGAGCUCUACCCGCGGCCGCUCGUGGCGCGCGUCAAGGCCGAGCGGCGGCGGCGGCACGACGAAACGCAGCGGGCCGUCGCCGAGGAGGAGCGGCGCAAGGCUGCACUCGGGCCUCCUCUGACUGCAGAGGGCGAGGCGGGCCUUGACGCCUCCGCAGACCAGUUUCGGAGCCCGGCCCGUAGGCCCCUCCCGACGGCAGAGGGCGAGGCGGGCCGCAAGGGCGCCGAGCUGGCGGCGCGCGUCUCGGCGCUGGACGCGUGCGACAAGGCGUACGAGGACGGCGGGCCGGUGUACGACGUCCUGACGUACAAGGACGAGUCGGGCGUCUGGCGCGUGUGCGUCGACACCAGCGAGCGGGGCGCUCUGGGCGAGGCGGCUCUGCUCGCCCCGUUCCGGGUCGAGGGCAAGUACGGCACGCUCGACGCCGCCGACGCGGCGAGCGGCGCAGAGACGCUAUGCAACUUUGCGGUCGAGGUUGCGGCCGACGGCGCGAGGACCACGCUGUGUGUCGACGCCGGCUCGCACGGCACGCACGUGGCGGGCAUCAUCGGAGCCCACUUCCCGGACACGCCUGAGCUGAACGGCAUCGCGACCGUUGCUGCCGCGCUCGCCGACAUCCAGUACACUUGGUCCUCCCGCGGACCAACCUAUGACGGCCACCUCAACGUGAGCGUCUCUGCGCCCGGCGGGGCCAUCGCACCCGUCCCCAACUGGACGCUGCAGGGCCGCCAGCUCAUGAACGGGACGUCGAUGGCGUCGCCAAACGCGUGCGGCGGCAUCACGCUCCUGCUGUCUGCGCUCGCGGCGCGCGGCGAGCGCUGGUCGCCCGCGUCGAUCCGGCGCGCCAUCGAGACGACGGCACUUCGCACGCCAAACGCCACGGGCAGCGCGGUCGAGGUCUGGGCGCUCGGGCGCGGGCUGCUGCAGGUUGGCGCGGCGCUGAGCUGGCUCGAGGAGCACGGCGGGCACGCCCACUGUGACGUGCGCUUUGAGCUCAGCGCCACGACGCACGGCUGCUCGACCGCCGCGGGCGCGGGUGCGCGCGGCGUCUACUUACGCGAGCCGCAGCACUCGAGCGCGUCGGAGGUUGGUGUCGACGUCUUCGUGCGCCCGAGGCUGCACGAGGAGGCGCCCAACGCACAGCGCGUCUCCCUCGACGUCGGCGUCACGCUGCAGCCAAGCGCGCCGUGGUUGAGCUGCGCGCCGUUCCUCGCGCUCACGCACGGCGGCAAGGGCUUCAACCUCAAAGUGUCGCCCGGCCAGCUUCCGCCUGGCGCGCACUACGCCGAGGUGGCGGGCCACGACUCGUCUUCGCCGCGGCGCGGCCCGCUCUUCUCGCUCCCCGUCACCGUCUGCAGGCCGCACGCGAACCUCGCCGCGCCGCACGCGCCGUGCCACGUCGCCUUCGAGCGCGUCGCCUUCUCCCCCGGCCACAUCGAGCGCCGCUUCGUCGUCCCGCCGCGGGGCGCGACUUGGGCGACGCUGACGUUGCGCGCUCGGGGGGCGCCGCGCUCGCGCGAGCCGGCGGGCAGCGUGGUCUACAUGUACUCGCUCACGCAGCUGCUGCCACAGAAGCACAUCGGCCAGUCGUCUGAGACCCGGCGCGUCACCAUGGGCGUGCCUGACGAGGCGCAGGGGGCUGGCGCGCCGGCGACGGAGUACGUCUCGACCGUCGCGUGCGUC